Messenger RNA from Perognathus longimembris pacificus (Pacific pocket mouse), 3572 nucleotides. It is a transcript of the gene Supt5h, whose product is annotated as SPT5 homolog, DSIF elongation factor subunit. Gene Ontology annotation, molecular function: protein binding; mRNA binding. The record is from RefSeq and is a predicted model, not a curated record. The coding region runs from base 76 to 3129 and encodes 1017 amino acids. NCBI's taxonomy places the organism in Eukaryota, Metazoa, Chordata, Mammalia, Rodentia, Heteromyidae. Gene Ontology annotation, cellular component: DSIF complex. Gene Ontology annotation, biological process: transcription elongation-coupled chromatin remodeling; regulation of DNA-templated transcription elongation; transcription elongation by RNA polymerase II. The transcript is spliced from 29 exons.
GAGCCCAGCCGGGCGUCGUGCGAACAGCAGCUGCUGGCGCUGGGGGCCAGAGAUCGCUUCGCGGCGUAGCGGAAGAUGUCGGACAGCGAAGACAGCAACUUCUCUGAGGAAGAGGACAGCGAACGCAGCAGUGAUGGCGAGGAGGCCGAGGUAGAGGAAGAGAGGCGGAGUGCGAAGGAAGAGGAGGCUGAGGAAGAGGAGGAGGAGGAGGAAGAGGAGUAUGAUGAGGAAGAAGAGGAGGAAGAUGAUGACCGGCCCCCCAAGAAACCCCGUCAUGGCGGCUUCAUUCUGGAUGAGGCUGAUGUGGAUGAUGAGUAUGAGGAUGAAGAUCAGUGGGAGGAUGGAGCUGAAGACAUCCUGGAGAAAGAAGAGAUUGAAGCCUCCAAUAUUGACAAUGUGGUCCUGGACGAGGACCGUUCUGGGGCCCGCCGCCUACAGAACCUCUGGAGGGACCAACGAGAAGAAGAGCUGGGCGAGUAUUACAUGAAGAAAUAUGCCAAGUCAUCUGUGGGAGAGACGGUGUACGGAGGGUCUGAUGAGCUCUCAGAUGACAUCACCCAGCAGCAGCUGCUCCCCGGAGUGAAGGACCCCAAUCUGUGGACUGUCAAAUGUAAGAUAGGAGAGGAACGAGCCACAGCCAUCUCCUUGAUGCGCAAGUUCAUCGCCUACCAGUUCACAGACACGCCCCUGCAGAUCAAGUCAGUAGUGGCCCCGGAACAUGUGAAGGGCUACAUCUACGUGGAGGCCUACAAGCAGACACACGUGAAGCAGGCCAUCGAGGGCGUGGGCAAUCUGCGGCUCGGCUACUGGAACCAGCAGAUGGUGCCCAUCAAGGAGAUGACGGACGUGCUUAAAGUAGUCAAGGAGGUGGCCAACCUAAAGCCCAAGUCCUGGGUGCGCCUCAAGCGAGGCAUCUACAAAGAUGACAUCGCUCAGGUGGAUUACGUGGAGCCCAGCCAGAACACCAUCUCUCUGAAGAUGAUCCCUCGGAUCGAUUAUGACCGCAUCAAGGCCCGCAUGAGCUUGAAAGAUUGGUUUGCCAAGAGAAAGAAGUUCAAGCGGCCUCCACAAAGGCUCUUUGAUGCUGAGAAGAUCAGAUCUCUGGGGGGUGACGUGGCCUCCGAUGGUGACUUCCUGAUCUUUGAGGGAAAUCGCUACAGCCGGAAGGGCUUUCUGUUCAAGAGCUUCGCCAUGUCAGCUGUGAUCACCGAGGGCGUGAAGCCCACCCUGUCAGAGCUGGAGAAGUUCGAGGACCAGCCAGAGGGCAUCGACUUGGAGGUGGUGACAGAGGGCACAGGGAAGGAGCGAGAGCACAACUUCCAGCCAGGGGACAAUGUGGAGGUGUGCGAGGGCGAGCUCAUCAACCUGCAGGGCAAGGUCCUCAGCGUGGACGGCAACAAGAUCACCAUCAUGCCAAAGCACGAGGACCUCAAGGACAUGCUGGAGUUCCCAGCCCAGGAGCUUCGGAAGUACUUCAAGAUGGGUGACCACGUGAAGGUGAUCGCCGGCCGCUUCGAGGGUGACACUGGCCUCAUCGUGCGUGUGGAGGAGAGCUUCGUCAUCCUCUUCUCUGACCUCACCAUGCAUGAGCUGAAGGUGCUUCCCCGGGACCUGCAGCUGUGUUCGGAAACGGCCUCGGGGGUGGACGUGGGGGGCCAGCAUGAGUGGGGAGAGCUGGUGCAGCUGGACCCCCGCACCGUGGGCGUGAUCGUGCGGCUGGAGCGGGAGACCUUCCAGGUGCUAAACAUGCACGGGAAGGUGGUGACAGUCAGGCACCAGGCUGUGACCCAGAAGAAGGACAACCGCUUUGCUGUCGCCCUGGACUCAGAACAGAACAACAUCCACGUGAAGGACAUCGUCAAGGUCAUUGAUGGCCCCCACUCAGGCCGGGAGGGCGAGAUCCGCCACCUGUACCGCAGCUUCGUCUUCCUACACUGCAAGAAGCUGGUGGAGAACGGUGGCAUGUUUGUCUGCAAGAUGCGUCACCUGGUGCUGGCGGGGGGCUCGAAGCCUCGAGAUGUGACCAACUACACUUUGGGUGGCUUUGCCCCAAUGAGCCCGCGGAUCAGCAGCCCCAUGCACCCCAGCGCUGGAGGCCAGCAUGGUGGCUUCGGGAGCCCAGGUGGUGGUGGCAUGGGCAGUGGCCGAGGGAGGAGAGACAAUGAACUCAUUGGCCAGACUGUCCGCAUCUCCCAGGGGCCCUACAAAGGCUACAUUGGUGUGGUGAAGGAUGCCACGGAGUCCACAGCCCGUGUGGAGCUGCACUCCACCUGCCAGACCAUCUCAGUGGACCGCCAGCGUCUCACCACAGUGGACUCAUGGCGUCCCGGAGGGAUGGCCUCAUCCUACGGGCGGACGCCCAUGUAUGGUUCCCAGACACCCAUGUACGGCUCUGGCUCCCGCACGCCCAUGUAUGGCUCCCAGACCCCUCUGCAGGACGGCAGCCGUACCCCACAUUAUGGCUCCCAGACACCGCUGCAUGACGGCAGCCGCACCCCUGCCCAGAGUGGUGCUUGGGACCCCAACAACCCCAACACGCCCUCAAGGGCUGAGGAAGAGUACGAGUAUGCCUUUGAUGAUGAGCCCACCCCAUCCCCCCAGGCCUACGGGGGGACCCCCAACCCCCAGACGCCUGGCUACCCAGACCCCUCAUCACCUCAGGUCAACCCUCAGUAUAACCCGCAGACACCAGGGACGCCAGCCAUGUACAACACGGACCAGUUCUCCCCCUAUGCCGCCCCCUCCCCGCAAGGCUCCUACCAGCCCAGCCCCAGUCCCCAGAGCUACCACCAGGUGGCGCCAAGCCCUGCAGGCUACCAGAAUACCCACUCUCCUGCCAGCUACCACCCAACGCCCUCCCCCAUGGCCUAUCAGGCAAGCCCCAGCCCGAGCCCCGUAGGCUACAGCCCCAUGACACCCGGAGCACCCUCCCCUGGUGGCUACAACCCACACACACCGGGCUCAGGCAUUGAGCAGAACUCCAGCGACUGGGUAACCACUGAUAUCCAAGUGAAGGUGCGGGACACCUAUUUGGACACGCAGGUGGUGGGGCAGACUGGCGUCAUCCGCAGUGUCACGGUACGUGGAGUCUGGGGUUUGAGUAGGCUGUGUUUCUCCAUCUCUGUUUAGCCCCCAAGAGCCCUAUUUCAGCCGGGCACUGAUGGUUCACUCCUGUGAUCCUAGCUACUGAGGAGGCUGAGAUCUGAGGAGCUCAAUUCAGAACCAACCUGGGCAGAAAAGUCUGAACCCAAGGGCAUAUCCAGCUACUCUGGCAGGGCUGUGGGGAAAGAUGGGUGAGGGGGACCCUCAGAAGGUUGAAUGAUGGGCCUUGGAGCUGGAAGGUUGUGCAUAAGAGACAUGACCUAGGCAAAGUCUAGAGGUUGACUGGGAACUAUGGGGCUGUCCCUGGAGAGACUAAGGCCCAAGAGGAACAAGUGGAGAGGAACCCAGGCCAGUGCAGGGCAGGGAGAGUCAAAGGCUGGAGAAGCUUCAUUUUGGCUUCCUUUGCUGACACAGCAGCCCAGCCCUGCUGAAGCACUCCUAAGGCCUCAGUGCUCAGCCUGGUCUGCUCC